GUAAUCCAAGACGAGGUGAUUUUGGCAGUGCAAAAGACUACUUCUACCGUGACUGGGUUUCAUACAAAAAUGGAUUUGGAGACCUCAUGAAAGAUUUUUGGCUCGGUAAUGAUAACACUUUUGCAUUGACGAAUGAAAGAAGCAAUCAAAUCAAAAUUACGUUAACUGACUGGGAAGGCAACAAGACUUAUGCUAUUUAUGAUGAGUUUUGGAUAGAUGAUGAAUAUCAUAAGUACGCUGCUCAUGUAAUGGGAUACAGAGGAACGGCUGGUGAUUCUUUCUCUGAUGUAAACGGGGUUGCGUUUAGUACCAAAGACAAAGACAAUGAUAUUCACGAAGGAAGCUGUGCAGUCUCUUUCAAAGGCGCUUGGUGGUAUACAAAAUGUCACUCCUCCAACCUGAAUGGGUUUUACUUGAAAGGGCCACAUGAAUCCCAUGCUGAUGGCGUAGAAUGGCAUGGAUUUAGAGGGCACUACUACUCAUUGAAAGAUACUGUCAUGAAAGUACGUUCCAUAGAUUAUAAAGCAACAGAAAAAGCCCGAACUGAUAUAACACCACAGUAAAGAAAAUCAUGCUUAAAGCGCAGAUUUGGUAAACUUAAAAGUUGUUUAAAAUUUCUAUUAAUAUCCCAGCAUUACGGGACGAAAUGGGUGAUAUAAUCAUUGCUUUUGUUAUCAUUGUUAUUAAAAAGCUCAGAAGACUGUCUUAUUUAGGAUUUUCCUUUUCAAGUUUUCUCUUGCUGUAAUUUAUGUAAACAAUAAAAAAACUUCAUUUCA
Stegodyphus dumicola is the source of this 776-nucleotide messenger RNA. RefSeq names its product techylectin-5A-like. The record is from RefSeq and is a predicted model, not a curated record. Lineage: Eukaryota; Metazoa; Arthropoda; Arachnida; Araneae; Eresidae.